Penaeus chinensis is the source of this 1611-nucleotide messenger RNA. Its product is annotated as monomeric sarcosine oxidase-like. Lineage: Eukaryota; Metazoa; Arthropoda; Malacostraca; Decapoda; Penaeidae. The transcript is spliced from 9 exons. The record is from RefSeq and is a predicted model, not a curated record. The coding region runs from base 152 to 1384 and encodes 410 amino acids. Gene Ontology annotation, molecular function: sarcosine oxidase activity; flavin adenine dinucleotide binding.
GUUAUUAUUAUGAUCUGAUUUUCUGCUAAAUAUUGUUUUGGCACAUUCACUGUGAUAAUUGUUUGGAAAAGGACCACAACUAGCGUUGUGCUGUGGCCUUCACUCCUUGACUCCCUGCAGAGGCCAAAAAGCCAUCGACACAGAGUUCAUCAUGACUUCAUCACAGGACAAAGUCUAUGACCUAGUCAUAGUUGGAGCUGGAAUGAUUGGCUCGGCAUCAGCCUAUUAUGCUUCACAGAUACCUGGAGUGUCUGUCUGCCUAAUUGGUCCUCCGGAACCUGUAUCUCGCAAAGGCCAUGAAAUAUUUGGGUGCUGGUUUGAUGAAGGUCGAAUAUGCCGUCGAGUAGCUUUUGAACACACUUGGUCAGUCCUAGCUACCGAAUCCAUCGACAGAUUUAGGACCAUAGAGAAAAAGACUGGCAUUAACUUCUACACAGAGUCCGGGUUUGUGUUUGUAAUAAAAGAUGAAGAUAAAUUUUCCAUUGCCAAGGAGAGAAGCAAAGAAAGUGGUCUUGCUGCUGAAGAUAUUACAGAGUCUUGGAAGAGAGUCUUUCCUUAUCUAAAAUUACCAGAGAAUGCCUUUGUAUUUUGGGAAAGAGAUAAUGCAGGUUUUAUCAAUCCAAGGCAACUUGUGAAAGCACAUCAAACGGCUGCCAGACAGAAUGGAGCCCAAGUUGUUCAGAAAAUUGUAUCUACUAUUCAGUCUGCUACAGAUUUUGGACACAGAUGGACAAUUGAAACAGAGUGUGGUGACAAGUUUCACUGUGCCAAUGUCUUGGUUGCUGCUGGUGGAUUUGCAGGCCUAAAGCCACUCUUCAGGCAUGUUGCACCAGGUUUAGUCCCAGACCUUGAGCUCAGAACUCAAACGGUAUCAUUCCUAAGGAUUCCAGAAGAGGAAGCUCAGAGACUGAAUACCAUGCCAACAAUUGUGACAAAAUGUGCAUUUGAAAAUCUUGAUGGUGCUUAUGUCCUGCCUCCUAUCAAAUACCCAGAUGGCUACUGGUAUGUGAAACUUGGUCAUGGCAGAGUAUAUGAAAAGAAGAUGAAGACACUCUCAGAAGUGAGUGUGUGGUAUGCCCAACAGACGGGUAUUCCAGAAUGUGUUGAUUGCUUGGCACGAUAUAUGAAAUAUAUGCUACCAGAUUUGAAAGUGGAAGAAGUGUCAGGAGAUGGAUGCCUUACAUCCCACACACCAAAUAAUGAGCCUUACAUCGAUCUUAUAGCUCCUGGCUUUGGUGUUGCUUUAGGGGGUAAUGGUUAUGCAGCCAAAGCCAGUGAUGAAAUUGGAAGACUUGCAGCUCGACUGGUGUUGCUUGGAGAGUGGAAGUCGGAAAUACCAAAGGACAGAGUCAAAAUGAUUUGGAAAGCAGAAUCACAUUUGUGAUCUAUUCUGAUAGAUGUAGAUUACAAAAAUAAUUUGUAAUGCUCUGAAAGGGAUUAUACUUUAUUUUUACUCUUUUUAUGAAAGUACUUUAGUCUUAAAACAUUACUAUUGUUCAUUUACAUUUCUAAUUUUUCAUAUAGCUGGCAUAUCAUCUCUCAGAUGUUAGUCAUUUGAUAGAAUAUAUUACAUACUGUUUAUAUCAUGUAAAUAAAGAACCUUAAUAGUUC